Messenger RNA from Gastrolobium bilobum, 1000 nucleotides. RefSeq lists its product as uncharacterized. Gene Ontology annotation, molecular function: transcription cis-regulatory region binding; protein binding. Lineage: Eukaryota; Viridiplantae; Streptophyta; Magnoliopsida; Fabales; Fabaceae. Gene Ontology annotation, cellular component: nucleus. The record is from RefSeq and is a predicted model, not a curated record. The transcript has 2 exons. Gene Ontology annotation, biological process: positive regulation of transcription by RNA polymerase II. The coding region runs from base 53 to 805 and encodes 250 amino acids.
GUGCAAAACCGCGAACAAAGAAGGAAGAGAAGAAACGGAAGAGUGGAGAAAGAUGGGUAAGGGUAAUCCGCACAGAUCGACGACCGCCGGCGACGACCUUCAUGCGGCGGCAAGGUCCGGUGAUCUCAUCGCUGUUCAGUUAAUUUUGAGUUCAAAUCCUUUGGCUGUUAAUUCCAGAGAUAAGCAUUCCAGAACACCACUACAUUUAGCAGCAUUUUCUGGGCAAGCAGAGGUAGUGAGUUAUCUCUGCAAGCACAAAGCUGAUGUUGGUGCAUCUGCUAUGGAUGACAUGGCCGCGAUACACUUUGCCGCGCAGAAGGGACAUUUGGAAGUCAUUCGGGCUCUGCUUUCAGCUGGGGCCUCUGUCAAAGCCUCUACCCGCAAAGGCAUGACUUCAUUGCACUAUGCUGCUCAAGGUUCCCAUCUGGAACUUGUUAAGUAUUUAGCCAAGAAAGGGGCAAGUCUUAGUGUCAAGACAAGGGCAGGAAAGACCCCUUUGGAUCUUGCUACCAAUGAAGAAGUCCGCUCCUUUCUCGAGGAAUUUGAAAGAUCAGCUAAGAAUGGAGGAUCUGGAAACAAAGAUAAAGCUGAAGAAUCUGAUCCAAAUUCAUCCACAUUGGUAUCGGAAGGUAAUUUGAGUGCUGAACCUCCUGCAGCUUCUGUUGAUGAAGAAAAUGGUGAGAGGGAGAAGAGGAAGGGUAAUGAAGAUGAGGCAAGAGAAGACUCAUCACAACCAAAAAAGGCGAGAGUUAAGUUAAGCCAUCUCCAAAGUUCAGAUGAUGCCCAAGAAGAAGAAAACCUGUAGGUUGGCAGAUGCAUAGUAGAACAAAAUUUUGUUAUUAUAAUCUGUAAUAGUGCCUGAUUUGGAAUCCCUUUGUUGGGUUAGUAGACUUGGAUAAUCUAUUGACUGUUUAGUGACACUUUCUUCUGUAUUUAUACAAUUUUAUCAUCUUGAAAACUUCUCCUGUUGAGAUGCCACUUUCCUUUUCAGCAGAUACUU